Messenger RNA from Dendronephthya gigantea, 1602 nucleotides. Its product is annotated as RNA N6-adenosine-methyltransferase mettl16-like. Gene Ontology annotation, cellular component: nucleus. The coding region runs from base 8 to 1567 and encodes 519 amino acids. The record is from RefSeq and is a predicted model, not a curated record. The transcript has 6 exons. Gene Ontology annotation, molecular function: 23S rRNA (adenine(1618)-N(6))-methyltransferase activity. NCBI's taxonomy places the organism in Eukaryota, Metazoa, Cnidaria, Anthozoa, Malacalcyonacea, Nephtheidae. Gene Ontology annotation, biological process: rRNA base methylation.
AUUUUUUAUGUUCGAAGUACUGUAUAUAACUGCAACUAAUUCUUCAAUAAUGCAUCCUAGAAACAAAUAUUUCAAUAAUCCUGCAGACUUUGGAAAACUAGGAGAAAAAUAUUCUAAAUUUCGCAAGUAUUUAGUGCGAACAUCGAGUGGAUAUACAAUAAAUUUCAAAGAUCCAAAAGCUUUGCGUGAACUAACAGUUUGUCUUCUUCAUCAUGAUUUUGGAUUGACGGUUGAGUUGCCUCUUGAUAGACUUAUACCAACUAUCACAUUAAGAUUGAACUAUAUUCAUUGGAUUGAAGAUUUACUUCAAAUGUUACCAAAGAAUGAUCAGACACAGAUUACAGGAAUUGACAUUGGCACUGGUUCGUCCUGUGUUUAUCCUCUUCUUGGAGCGAAGAUUAAUAAUUGGAAAUUCUGCGCUACGGAAGUUGAUGAAAUAUCGUAUCGUUUUGCAAUCGAGAAUGUGAAAAAAAAUCAUUUUGAGGAAACUAUACGAGUACAUCUGGCGACACCAGACGUAAUCUUGGUGGACUUGUUGAAGGAGGGCGAGCAGUAUGAUUUUACUAUGUGCAAUCCACCAUUCUUCGCCGAUAAGUCGGAAACAGUUGGGAGCUCGAGAACUGGCGAUCGUCCCCGACCGAGCUCUGUGUGUACAGGUUCAGAGUCUGAGACGGUGACUUCGGGAGGAGAGGUGGCGUUUGUUGGAAGAAUGAUUGAAGACAGUUUAAGACUGGGGUCUAGAGUUAAAUGGUUUACGUCAAUGUUAGGGAAAAAAUCAAGUUUAGCUUCCGUUUUAACAAAGCUAAGACAAAAUAAAAUUUCCAAUAUUAUCACCACAGAGUUCUGUCAAGGCAAGACAAUGAGAUGGGGAGUUGCAUGGACCUUUUUAUCGGAUGUUCCGACGCAGGAUACGCCAAAAAAAAGACGUAAAAAUAAACCACUGGAGUUUACAUUUUCUUCGACGUCAGUUUGUUCAAAAGAGGCACUUUCUGGGAUAAUGAAUAUCAAUCAAUACAUCAAUAAAAUUUCGAAAAGAUUUAAAGAAAUGCUUAACAAUCUUCAGGUACAGGUUUUGUCUGAAAGUUCAUCAGAUGAAAAAAAGAUGAAGUUAUCGAGACUUCACUGUUGUGCUACCCAUAAUACCUGGGCCAACCAGAGACGUAAACGACGUGAAGCGGCUGGGAAACUGAAAACUAGUAAACAACUUUCAACCAAAGGAACUUCAGAAGAUGAGCAAUCAAAAAAUCCACCAAGAACGUCAGAGAUUAGCCUUGAAGAAUUAGUUACAUCAGAUCAAGAUACAGUUUCCAAAGUUUCAACUGGAAAUAAACGAAGACACUCGUCUUCUCCUGAUAUUACAAAACGCAAGUUCUUAAAAUCAGACGAUACGGAAGAGAGUAAACAAGUGUUGAUUGAGUUCGCCUUGUCUCUUGGAACUAAAUGCAAUGAUCUUGUGGAAGAUAAUGUUUUACCUGAAAUGUUUUUACAAAUGGAAUGGAUUGACGGGCAAGAUCGGAAUUGCAUGUACCAGUUGUUUCAGUAUUUUAAAAAUCGUUUUAGCUCCUAAGACUUUUCAGAAAAGAGAGAUUAGUCAGGUGAAUU